AUGAAGUCGUCCUCAAUCGUCUCUCUCGUAGCCUUUGCUACCUCAGUCGUUGCCACUUGGCCCAAGGAAUACACCACAACGACAGAGGUAUACGUAACUUAUACUUCGUUGUGUCCGGUUACUCAAACGACCACUGAAACUGGCAAGGUCUACACAAAGACCUACACCACGACCUCCACAGUUGUUGAUCAUGUCCCAACCACCAUUGUCGAGACUGUGGAGCUUCCUGACAGCACGGCAUAUACUGGAGUCGGAGUGACUUCAACGAUUACAAGUCUAUGCCCGAUUACAGAAACGAAAACUAUAGCUGGAGAUGUCGUUACUGCUACAUGGACCUCGACUUCGCUCAUCUAUACCGUUUUGCCGACCAAAGUGGAUGUUUACACCACACUUGCACCCACCACCAAAUACAUCGAGACUUACGUCUACCAAACCUCGACAUCGCUUUGCCCAGUAACUGAGACCAAGACAAUCUCUGGCAAACCAGUGGAGGUCAUUUACACGUCAACCAGCUUGGUCGUUGAGAAAAUCCCCACCACGAUCUACGAGACAACCACGUUGUUGACUACCUGCUACGCCACUGAGGAUGUGUACACCACACUUUCCAAAUUCGAGACUUACUAUGUUACGGAGAGUGCUGGGUCUACGAUUUCAGUUUAUAUCACUGAGACCAACACAAUCCUCUUAACUUCUUCCUACACAAUCACCAAGACACUGGAGCCACCCACUACCAAGGCUACCAUCUACGUUCCAAUCACUCUUGGGACAUCUGUCGGCAUUACUGAAGUAGUAACCAUACCUUCAGAAGUCACGGCCACUCUCCCGGGAUCUUCGGUCUUCACCACGAUUCCCGUAGUCACGCAAAGCACUGUUACUGCUCCUCCAGUCACUGUCACCCCAGUUCCAACACCAUCUCCAACAUCCUCCGCACCUCUGGAGAUUUCCAGCAACGCGGCACCCACCAAUGGACCACUAGCUUUCGCGAUCGCUGGUGCCAUGGCAAUGAUUGCCCUAGCCUAA
Messenger RNA from Cadophora gregata, 1020 nucleotides. RefSeq lists its product as uncharacterized. The transcript has 7 exons. The coding region runs from base 1 to 1020 and encodes 339 amino acids. NCBI's taxonomy places the organism in Eukaryota, Fungi, Ascomycota, Leotiomycetes, Helotiales, Ploettnerulaceae. The record is from RefSeq and is a predicted model, not a curated record.